AUGGCUGGAGUACGGCGGUGCACGUUGGCAGUGGUGGUGUUGAUGUGUGUGUGUCUUUGGGGUCCCACUGAGGCUGUAGGGGGGGCUAAGAGUCGACCGCGAUCCCAAAGACGACCUCCGAAGAAGCCAAAGGUCAACCCUAUAGACCUGACCCCAGCGGCACAGAACGUGGACAUGCAACAGAUGACAGGAACAUGGUACCUGCUAAGCGUGGCCUCCAAAUGCUCUUACCUGAUCAAUCAUGGGACCAAGGUGGAGCCUACAGUCAUGACGCUCACACGUCCCUCUGCCUCUGACCCGACUCUGUCUGUCAGCACUAAAACACGACAUAACCACCAGUGCUGGGAGAUAUUACAGGUCUACAAUCUAACACCAACCCCAGGCAAGCUAACGCUUAAAGGAGCUCGUUCUGAGCUGAACACUGAGAUAGUGAUCGGGGAGACGGACUACAACUCUUAUGCCAUCUUGUACUACCAGAAACACGGCAAGAUCAACGUGAAACUUUACGGAAGGUCUGUGGACAAUCUGUCCGAGCCCAUGUUGAGCAAGUUUGAGCAGCUUGCUGAAAAACUGAAUUUCGGACUGGCAUACAUCUUCCCCUUCCCCACAUACAGUCAUUGUGGUGAUGUGGACCAGGACCAUGUAAUCAACUGUGUACCCACAUGCUGA
Cottoperca gobio is the source of this 669-nucleotide messenger RNA. It is a transcript of the gene c8g, whose product is annotated as complement component 8, gamma polypeptide. Gene Ontology annotation, biological process: complement activation. NCBI's taxonomy places the organism in Eukaryota, Metazoa, Chordata, Actinopteri, Perciformes, Bovichtidae. Gene Ontology annotation, cellular component: extracellular exosome; membrane attack complex; blood microparticle. The record is from RefSeq and is a predicted model, not a curated record. Bases 1 to 669 code for a protein of 222 amino acids. The transcript is spliced from 7 exons. Gene Ontology annotation, molecular function: complement binding.